Molecule: messenger RNA, 1773 nt
Organism: Stylophora pistillata
Lineage: Eukaryota; Metazoa; Cnidaria; Anthozoa; Scleractinia; Pocilloporidae
Source: RefSeq, a predicted model, not a curated record
UCACGCAACGCUCCUCCCCACGAACGGCUGCUUCUUUUUGAACUGCAUUCCUUUCCCUUUGUUGGUCUAAGAGAAGACUAACCAAUCAGAUCCCAAUGCUUGUUUUCAAUUGAACCAAUCAAAAGUCAGCUAAAUAUUUUCCCGCGAAGAAACUUGACAUGUGUUAACUGGAAUAUUCAGACCAGAGGAAUUUUGUGGUAGUCUUUAAAAAUGGAAACUCCAAAGAAAGUCGUAGAGGCUGCAGAUCGCUGCUUUAUUUGUGCUACAGUUGUACCAAAGAAACAUAAGUUGUAUAUUUUCGGAAAAUCGUCGAUUGACUUUUGCGAAAUUAUCAACUCCGCACUAAAUGUGAAUGUGCAAAAUUACUCAGCAAGCGACCAGUUAUUCAUCUGCAGAGCGCAGUGCUACCAAAGAUUGACAAAAUUUAAGCGUGCAAUAGACAAUCUUAACAAGGCUAAAGUUGAAUUAGAGGAGGUUUUUAAAGUGAACGUUCAUCGCACGAAGAGACUGAGAUGUCAAGAGGAGGAAGGGGAAGACAUCGAGAAAGAGAUGGAUGGACAGCUAGGACAAUCUGCCAGUGGAAAAGUCGUAAAAGUACUCAACUUUUCCACUGACGCUACCACUUUUACUUCUUCGCCCGGAGUUUCACCCUUCGUCUCAUCAGAUAACCAGCAUUGCGCCUGGAAAUUCCCAUCGCCAAAUCAGAGCGGUGGCGAAUUGCUCAAAUGCACGUUUAUGAAUACCAUCGCUCAUAGUCACAAAGUUGUCACCUCCACUCCGAGAAAGUCACCAAGAAACUGUGAAGGGAAUGGGGAAACUUCUUGCGUAAAGCUGUCAAUCAGUUAUCCCAGUAAAAAUGUGAAUAAAUCACUUCAUGGUGGUUAUCAACUGAUUGGAAAGGCACUAGUUCACGGCAUACCCUCUAGAGUCGCUUGUGCUGUCAUGAACUGUCAACCCGUUCGCAAGCACAUUCUAGAAAAAACAUUGGGGUCUUUAAGGAGAGAAGUUUUGGGGCUUUGCUCGAAAAAGAAUCCUUCGUUACUUCGAAAGUCUAACAAGGAUGGCCUAACAGAAUUCGAUCUGAAGCGCGUGUGUGAAGAAUGGAAAGUCAGAGCUCCAUUAUUUUAUUCAUUUUUGAUGAUUUCCGCCACCAAUAAAAGAACAAAGGCUUCUUCGUGGUUUGGGAGCGUUGCUGUGGCUGGGUCGGUACUUCUCAAGCAAAGAAGUGAGAAAAUGGAUGCCACUUCUUCCGUUCUUGGUAUUAUGUUGAAAACUAAGUCAAUCGAGGCAUCCAUCUCCAGGCUGAACAAGCUGAAAUUAACUAAUUCAAAUAGUAACAUUCUCAAGAAACUCGAUACUCUUGGAAAAGAUCAUGAUGCUCGUCUCACUAAAACAAAGCAGAGGAUUACCAAAGAGAAUAGUAUAUUAAUGGAUGCCAAAGAAAAGUGUGAUAGUAUGGCAAAUAGUCACAGUACCCAUGCUGCCUGUUCAGCCUCGUGCCAGAAGGAGGUUGAUGCCGCGAGGAAGGAGGUUGAUGAGUUGAAGAAGGCAUGUCAUCCUGGCUUUGUUAUUUCCUUUGAUAACAUUGAUGUCCAUGUGCAACGUCGAAAUAUGACAAUGGACUCACAAAACCAUGACUUCCAUUGGAUAAAUCAUCAAAUGAUCGAAAACAGGGUGUCAGGUGCAACGUUGAAUUCUACUGAGCCUAAAAACUACCUGCCAAAUGUCUCCAAUCUUCAGUUCAUUCCAACACUUGAAGAUCAACAACGUUGA